AUGGAAGUAUUACUCUCUAGCCUUGAAGAGUCAUCUUUUGAAUGGAAACUGCCAUUAAUAAGCACCAUUCUGGUAACCCUAAUAGCCCUUCUUGCUGGGUCCAUCAAAUUAAAGUUUUCUCCACCUGUAGACAAGAAGCUUCCAUCCGGGUCCUUAGGGUUUCCAUUCAUAGGAGAAACCAUAAGCUUUCUUAGGGCGCAGAGGCAGGACAAGACUGUAGAAUGGAUCGAAAGCCGUAUCGCCAAGUAUGGACCAGUGUUCAAGACCUCACUGAUGGGCUCAAAGGUAGUGGUUUUAACUGGCCAAGCUGGUAAUCGCUUUCUCUUCAGUGGAAGUGACAAUGGCAUUCUGAGCAACCAGCCGAUGUCCGUAGCAAAGAUUCUUGGAAAGCACAGCAUCUUUGAGCUUGCAGGGACAAGGCACAAGCUUGUGAGAGGUGCAAUCAUGAAUUUUUUGAAACCAGAAAGCAUUCAAAGGUCAGUGAGCAGGAUGGAUUCUGUAGUCCAGCAACAACUAUUUCAGGAGCUGGAAGGGAAGGAUUCAGUACAGAUGGUUGGGUUGAUGAAGAAGAUAACGUUCAAGGUGACUUGCAGCCUACUUUUUGGAUUACCAGAUGGGAAAGAGACAGAAGAACUUUUGGAGGAUUUUACCACUGCCCUCAAAGGAGCUUGGACAGUUCCUUGGGAUCUACCGGGGACGGUCUUUCGCAAAGCCUUGCAAGCAAGAGGGAGGAUAUGUAAGCAGCUAGCUGAACUUGUACGAGAGAGGAAGGCAAAAAUUGAAGAAGGAAGAGUGGACUCCCAUGAAGAUAUCAUCUCUAGCCUUAUCACUCUGAGACAAGAAAAUGGCCAGCCUUUAUCGGAAGAGGAGAUCAUUGACAACUUGAUCUCGGUGGUUAUUGCAAGCCAUGAUACGUCUACAGUACUCCUGGGACUCCUCAUAAGGCACCUUGCAAGGGACACUGAGGUUUGCAAGAAGGUGCUUGAAGAGCAAAAACAAGUUGCAAAGGCCAAAGAAGGAAAAGGCAAUGGAAAGCUUACAUGGGGUGAAGUACAAAUGAUGAAAUAUACAUGGAGAGUGGCUCAAGAGCUCAUGAGGAUGACUCCUCCAGUUCUUGGAAACUUCAAAUGUGCUUGGAGAGACACCACUUUUGGUGGCUUUGAUAUCCCCAAAGGAUGGCAAGUAUUUUGGGUGGCUCCUGGCACACACAUGGACAAGAAAGUUUUUGAAGAGCCAGAGAAGUUUGAUCCAUCAAGAUUUGAGAACCCUUCAACAUCAGUCCCCCCAUACGCAUACUUAGCUUUUGGAGCAGGCCCACGAGCUUGCCCUGGUGCAGAUUUUUCUCGGGUUGAAGUGCUGCUCAUGAUCCAUAAUUUGAUAACAAAAUAUCACUGGGCAGAAAUGAUCAUUGAUGAACCUAUUGUACGUGAGCCCAUGCCCUACCCAGCCAUGGGCCUUCCUGUCAAGCUUUACCAAAGAAGUACUACAUAA
This is a messenger RNA of Vitis vinifera (wine grape), 1491 nucleotides long. Its product is annotated as cytochrome P450 716B1. The coding region runs from base 1 to 1491 and encodes 496 amino acids. Gene Ontology annotation, molecular function: monooxygenase activity; oxidoreductase activity, acting on paired donors, with incorporation or reduction of molecular oxygen; iron ion binding. The record is from RefSeq and is a predicted model, not a curated record. The transcript has 4 exons. Gene Ontology annotation, biological process: sterol metabolic process. NCBI's taxonomy places the organism in Eukaryota, Viridiplantae, Streptophyta, Magnoliopsida, Vitales, Vitaceae.